Molecule: messenger RNA, 511 nt
Organism: Moneuplotes crassus
Lineage: Eukaryota; Ciliophora; Spirotrichea; Euplotida; Euplotidae
Source: the annotation of a GenBank genome assembly
AAUAAACAUGAAUAAACUAAUCACCUAUGAAGAAAAUUUAUCUGAAGAGUUCCUAGAUGAACACGCUUCAGCUUCAAGUGUCAAUAUAUCUCCUAACAUUGCUAAGAAUAUGGAAAAGUGCUUUUUCAACAACAAGAUAGAGUUCGUCCGGAACAAUGAGCCUAAGACUCCCCCAUUGGGCACUUCGAGAUUCUCAACAUCUCCAUGAAUCACAGAAUCGAAGCAAGAUAGUUUCCUUACUGUUCCAAAAAGAAUUCCUUGUAUAAAUUUCUCUAAGACUUCUUCCCCAAAAUCCAACCUGCAGAGCGACAUUAAAUCCUUACUACACAAAGCCAUGGAGAUCAGGGCUUUCUCUAACCCAAUUAGGAAAGGAAUAAACACUCCUGCCAAUUUAAAACCCAAGAAGGGGCUUGCUAGGAGGAAACUCGUGAGAGGAGUGACUAUCCAUGACUGUGAAAGCGCCAAAUGCUUCCAAUAAACCUUAAACUUCUUUAUAAUAAUUAAACUUCGA